Molecule: messenger RNA, 2216 nt
Organism: Panicum hallii
Lineage: Eukaryota; Viridiplantae; Streptophyta; Magnoliopsida; Poales; Poaceae
Product: protein NUCLEAR FUSION DEFECTIVE 4
Exons: 3
Coding region: 1-1788 (595 amino acids)
Cellular component (GO): membrane
Source: RefSeq, a predicted model, not a curated record
AUGGUGGAGGUGGGGAGCCGGGUGCAGGGGUUCCUGCGGAACCGGUGGCUGGUGUUCGUGGCGGCGAUGUGGAUGCAGUCCUGCGCGGGGGUGGGGUACCUCUUCGGCAGCCUCUCGCCGGUGAUCAAGAGCUCGCUGGGGUACAACCAGCGCCAGGUGGCCGGGCUCGGCGUCGCCAAGGACCUCGGCGACAGCGUCGGCUUCCUCGCGGGGACGCUCUGCGCGCUGCUCCCGCUCUGGGCCGCGCUCCUCGUCGGCGCCGCACAGAACCUCGUCGGCUACGGAUGGGUCUGGCUCGCCGUCACGCGCCGGGUCCCCGUGCCACCGCUCUGGGCGAUGUGUAUUCUAAUCUUCAUUGGUAACAAUGGUGAGACAUACUUCAACACUGCUGCACUCGUCUCGUGUGUUCAGAACUUCCCCAAGAGCCGUGGACCAAUUGUUGGUAUCCUCAAGGGAUUCGCUGGGUUAAGUGGUGCAAUUCUGACACAGAUCUAUGCAAUGAUACACUCGCCUGAUGAUGCUGCACUGAUCUUCAUGGUUGCCGUUGGCCCAACAAUGGUAGUUAUAGCUUUAAUGUUCAUUGUAAGACCAGUUGGAGGCCACAGGCAAGUACGGCCUUCUGAUGGCACAAGUUUCACAUUUGUAUACAGUGUCUGCUUGCUCUUGGCCGCUUAUCUGAUGGGCGUCAUGCUACUUGAAGACCUUGUCGACCUAAGCCAGUCAAUGAUUGCCUUGUUGACCAUCAUUCUAAUCAUCUUUUUAUUAGUUCCAAUAGUCAUCCCAGUGCUACUCAGCUUCUUUUCAGAUGACGAUGAGACUUUGUAUGCACUAUUACUGCCAUCACCUCGGAAAGAAGAACCAAGUGCAUCAACAUCUUCUGAGGAGCAACAGGAGGUUAUACUCAGUGAGUUGGAGGAUGAAAAGCCAAGGGAUGUUGAUCUUCUUUCAGCCUCAGAGAGGCAAAAAAGGAUUGCAGCAUUGCAGGCAAGGCUAUUUCAGGCAGCUGCUGUUGGUGCAGUGAGGGUUAAGAGGAGGAGAGGUCCACGACGAGGUGAAGAUUUCACACUGAUGCAAGCGCUCAUCAAGGCAGAUUUUUGGCUUCUAUUUUUCUCCCUUUUGUUGGGCUCCGGAUCCGGUCUCACUGUGAUUGAUAAUCUUGGGCAAAUGAGCCAGUCAUUGGGUUACAAGGAAACCCACAUUUUUGUGUCGAUGAUUAGCAUUUGGAACUUCCUUGGGCGCAUUGGUGGUGGUUACUUCUCAGAGAUUAUUGUCAAAGAUUAUGCGUAUCCAAGAGCAAUUGCAUUAGCUAUAGCUCAAGUUUUGAUGGCAAUUGGGCACUUCAACUUUGCAAUGGCUUGGCCUGGGACAAUGUACAUCGGCACACUGCUUGUCGGAAUUGGCUAUGGCGCUCACUGGGCCAUUGUGCCAGCCGCUGCCUCUGAACUGUUUGGGGUGAAAUACUUUGGAGCACUGUACAAUUUCCUCACUGUUGCAAAUCCAGCAGGCUCCCUGGUAUUCUCUGGGAUUAUUGCCAGCGGCAUCUAUGACUCUGAAGCUGCAAAGCAGGCUCAGCAGCGCCACAACUCCACAUUGUUGGCAAUGCCUGCCAGAGUGGUUACCAUGAUAUCUGAAGCUGCUCCAUCACUGAAGUGCGAGGGUGCCAUCUGUUUCUUCCUCUCGUCCCUGAUCAUGUCCGGGUUCUGCAUCAUUGCUGUUGUUUUGAGCUUGAUCCUGGUCUACCGGACAAAGAUUGUAUACACAAAUCUAUACGGGAAGCCGCGUACUUGAAAGAUCAAUUCUUAAGGGCUAGAGGGCACGAUAUAGUUUCAGAGUUUUGAAUUCAGGCUGUGGUACCCCGGCAUGCCUGUACAGGUUUGGUGUUGUCCUUCAACUUGUUCUGGACCACGUUCUUUGGAGAGCAGAACUGGAGCUUUGCGUUCAUUAGAAAGUGCUCAAGUGCUGCCGAUGAGCCUGGAACUCUUUGGAGUGGCAGAAGCUGCUCCCAAGCAGCAUUCAAGUUAGUGGCUGCAGAUGGUAGCAUGGGUGGUGCCGGGUACGAGUACGGCAUCGUGAAAGUGUAUGAAAGUUAAUGGUGGAAUUGUGCCUUUUGCUCGAGUUUUGCUGUAUUUAGUUGGAAAAUAUUGUAUACACGUGUAAUAAGCUGGAGAUCUUAUCUAUGUUUCCUUACACAGGGAAUGACAUAUUCUUUCUUAUUA